GAACGGGAGGUGGGCGAGGCCUGAGGGGAUGGGGCGGGCGUGGCCGUUUCGGGCGGGGGCGUGGCCCUACCGGGGAGGGGCGGGCGCCUGCCGCCAGGGGGCGCCGCGGGGCAGCGGGGUUGCACCAGGCGCUCGGCGCCCGCACCUCUGCCCGCCUCCGAGACCCCGCAGCCCCGCGCCGCCGCCUGGACCCGGCCCCAGCCCCGGCCCCGGCCCCUCCGCGGGAUUCCGGCCCCUUCUCGAGCGCCGCCACGGGCCGCCAUGGCCUCUCUGGGGGACCUGGUGCGCGCCUGGCACCUGGGCGCGCAGGCUAUGGAUCGCGGGGACUGGGCCCGCGCCUUGCACCUCUUCUCGGGCAUCCCGGCGCCGCCAGCCAGGUUGUGCUUCAACGUGGGCUGCGUGCACCUGCUGGCCGGGGACGCCGAGGCCGCGCUGCGGGCAUUUGACCAAGCCGUGACCAAGGACACCUGUAUGGCGGUUGGCUUCUUCCAGCGAGGAGUGGCCAACUUCCAGCUGGCAAGGUUCCAGGAGGCUCUGUCUGACUUCUGGCUGGCCCUGGCGCAGCUGAGGGGCCACGCUGCCAUCAACUACACGCAGCUGGGCCUGCGGUUCAAGCUGCAAGCCUGGGAGGUGCUGUACAAUGUGGCGUCGGCACAGUGCCAGCUGGGGCUCUGGACAGAGGCGGCCGGCAGCCUAAGGGAGGCCAUGUCCAAGUGGCCGGAGGGGUCCCUAAAUGGCCUGGACUCGGCCCUGGACCAAGUGCAGAGACGACGCUCACUGCCGCCACGGCAGGUCCCCAGGGGCGAGGUCUUCCGGCCCCACCGGUGGCACCUGGAGCACCUGGAACCCAUGGAUUUCCUGGGCAAGGCCAAGGUGGUGGCCUCUGCCAACCCCGACGACCAGGGCUGGGGCGUCCGCUCUCAUCAGCCACAGGGACCAGAAGCGAACCAUGAUGCCAGGUCCCUGAUCAUGGACUCCCCAAGAGCUGGCACCCACCAGGGCCCCCUCGAUGCAGAGACCGAGGUCGGUGCUGACCACGGCACGUCGACUGCCUACCAGGAGCAGAGACCCCAGGUGGAGCAAGUUGGCAAACAGGCUCCUCUCUCCCCAGGGCUGCCGGCAAUGGGGGGGCCUGGCCCCGGCCCCUGUGAGGACCCCACGGGUGCUGGGGGAGCAGGUGCGGGGGGUUCCGAGCCCCUGGUGACUGUCACGGUACAGUGCGCCUUCACCGUGGUCCUGAGGGCGCGAAGAGGAGCCGACCUGUCCAGCCUGCGGGCACUGCUGGGCCAAGCCCUCCCUCACCAGGCCCAGCUUGGGCAACUCAGGUGGGCCAGAAAGCCCCUGGUGGCUGCGGUGGAGCUGGGCACCGCCCCGACUGAGGCAGCUGCUGGAAGAGGGGGUGGCAGAGGUCACCGCCCUCCCUGCAGGCCCCACCCAGGAGCCCCCUCUGAGGAAUCUCUUUGCAGUUACCAAGCCCCAGGUGAGGACGGGCACUGGGUCCCCAUCCCCGAGGAGGAGUCGCUGCGGAGGGCCUGGCUGGACGCGGCUGCCUGCCCCAGGGGGCUGCAGCUGCAGUGCAGGGGAGCCGGGGGCCGGCCGGUCCUCUACCAGGUGGUGGCCCAACACGGCUACUCCGCCCAGGGGCCAGAGGACCUGGGCUUCCGACAGGGGGACAUGGUGGACGUCUUGUGUGAAGUGGACCAGGCAUGGCUGGAGGGCCACUGUGACGGUCGCAUCGGCAUCUUCCCCAAGUGCUUCGUGGUCCCCGCCAGCCCUCGGAUGUUAGGAGCCCCCGGCCACCUGCCCCGAUCCCAGCAGGGAGAUCUGCCCUAGCAAUGAUGUGUCCACGAUGCUUUUAAUAAAAACAACCCCCACUGCA
Messenger RNA from Symphalangus syndactylus (siamang), 1879 nucleotides. It is a transcript of the gene NOXA1, whose product is annotated as NADPH oxidase activator 1. Gene Ontology annotation, biological process: superoxide anion generation. Gene Ontology annotation, molecular function: protein binding; superoxide-generating NADPH oxidase activator activity. The record is from RefSeq and is a predicted model, not a curated record. Lineage: Eukaryota; Metazoa; Chordata; Mammalia; Primates; Hylobatidae.